Molecule: messenger RNA, 489 nt
Organism: Cavenderia fasciculata
Lineage: Eukaryota; Evosea; Eumycetozoa; Acytosteliales; Cavenderiaceae
Exons: 1
Coding region: 1-489 (162 amino acids)
Molecular function (GO): zinc ion binding
Source: RefSeq, a predicted model, not a curated record
AUGGGGAGUAAUAAACACGAAACCUAUGGAGAGGUAGAAUUAAAUAAUUGUGGUUUCACUCAUGUAGAUGCAACUAUGGAAGGUACCGUUGGUACAUAUACUAUCAAUAUUGAUAUGGAUCCAAAAACAGGAAAAGUGUCAUCUGAUUGUUCUUGUCCCGUUGGAGAUGGUUGGUGUAAACAUAUAAGGGCAACAGCAAUAGCAAUGUAUUAUAAUCUCAAACAAAAAUCUCUAUCAUCUUUUACACCAAAAGUACAAUACAAAGAGUCGUUGGAUAAAAUGUCAAAAGAUGAAUUAGUUGGAAUCAUCAUGGAAUUGAAAUUCCCAGAUCAAGACGAUGAUGAAGAAGACGAAGAAGACAAUGAAGAUGAUGAUGAAGAUGAAGAUGACGAUGACGAUGACGAUGAAGAUGAAGAUGAAGAUGAAAAUUAUAGUGAUAGUUCAUUUGGAGGGUACUAUAAUAGAAAAAGAAAACGUUAUCAUUAUUAA